CCCAUCUCCGAUCACUCAUCCCUCAUCCUCAAGCGUCACUCACAAUGCCUGUUGCUGGCCCGACAAGCUUGGCAUGCGCUGCAACCUCCUCCCAGGCCGACAUGCGGGCCGUCACAGUCCCCCGCCCACGCUCGCCGCACCCCGAUCCCCGCGUCGAGCAGCUCCUGUGCAAGAUCGCCGCGGCAGAGGCCACUCUAGGCGUCGACAGCGACGGCAAUCUCAAGGACGCCGAGGCCAUCUGCGCGCGCCACAUCAAGCUCCUUCAUGAGUACAACGAGGUCAAGGACGCAACACAGGCGCUUAUCGGCAAGUAUGCGCAGCUCACGCACACAACCGUCACGGCCGUGCACGAGAUGCUCGAGCUACCACUCGUCGAGGAAUAGCAGGCGUAAGUGUGAGAAGGCGAUUUUGCGACUAGCGCGUGGGUGGGUGGCAAACGAGUGGAUGAAACGUUUGGCGCUGCAAGCUACAAGCGUUGGUGCGUCGGUGACGUGGCAUCAGCCCAAGGUCUGAUUAUGGUAACCAGGGCCGGUAUCACUGCCACCGCCUGCGCAUGCCAGCGGCAGUACGCGAUAAUUCCUCAAUCG
This is a messenger RNA of Cutaneotrichosporon oleaginosum, 587 nucleotides long. RefSeq lists its product as uncharacterized. Gene Ontology annotation, biological process: double-strand break repair via homologous recombination; meiotic DNA recombinase assembly involved in reciprocal meiotic recombination; meiotic joint molecule formation. Gene Ontology annotation, cellular component: Swi5-Sfr1 complex; Swi5-Swi2 complex. The record is from RefSeq and is a predicted model, not a curated record. Lineage: Eukaryota; Fungi; Basidiomycota; Tremellomycetes; Trichosporonales; Trichosporonaceae.